AUGCUGGUUCCGCUGGUCUCCCCUGGCCCUGUAGCAUGCAGCGAGCAGCCGCCCCAGCAGCAGCAGCCCCUGGAGCAGCCGCCCCAGCAGCAGCAGCCCCUGGAGCAGCCGCACCAGCAGCAGCAGCCUCUGGAGCUGCCGCCACUACAGCGAGCAGCCGCCCCAGCAGCAGCAGCCCCUGGAGCAGCCGCCCCAGCAGCAGCAGCCCCUGGAGCGGCCGGCCCAGCAGCAGCAGCCCCUGGAGCAGCCGCCCCAGCAGCAGCCCCUGGAGCAGCCGCCCCAGCAGCAGCAGCCCCUGGAGCAGCCGCCCCAGCAGCAGCAGCCCCUGGAGCAGCCGCCCCAGCAGCAGCAGCCCCUGGAGCGACCGCCACUGCAGCAGCCGCCCCUGGCCCCUGCAGCAGCCGCUCCUGGACCCGGGUUUAA
Closterium sp. Yama58-4 is the source of this 423-nucleotide messenger RNA. Lineage: Eukaryota; Viridiplantae; Streptophyta; Zygnematophyceae; Desmidiales; Closteriaceae. The record is from the annotation of a GenBank genome assembly.